This is a messenger RNA of Cajanus cajan (pigeon pea), 2530 nucleotides long. Its product is annotated as Zincin-like metalloproteases family protein. Lineage: Eukaryota; Viridiplantae; Streptophyta; Magnoliopsida; Fabales; Fabaceae. Gene Ontology annotation, biological process: proteolysis; peptide metabolic process. Gene Ontology annotation, molecular function: metalloendopeptidase activity. The record is from RefSeq and is a predicted model, not a curated record.
AUUUAAGCAGGAGCAGAGCAGGUGCAGGUUUUGUAUGCAUCAUUCAACGAGCUCAACGAUGUGGAGCUUUUUGAGCAGAAGAAGCGGUGCGGAGAUUUUCCGUCUCAAUAAACGCAUUCCUCUGCCCCUCACUAUCCCUAUCCGAACCUUCUCCACUCCCACCGGUCUCUAUGGCUUUCCCCAUUUGAAAACCGCAAAAGGUUUUCAACCAUUCGCUGAUGAAGCCAUUCAAAGGUCUGCAGAACUCGUUAGUUUCAUUCGUACGCAUGCUGAAAUAAUGCGAGCAAUGGAUGAGAUUUCUGACACUGUCUGCUCUGUUGUUGACUCUGCUGAAUUGUGUAGGAACACCCACCCUGACAGGGAGUUUGUUGAGGAGGCAAACGAGGCAUCAAUGAGAAUUAAUGAAUAUCUACAUCAUCUGAACACAAAUCAUGAUCUAUAUGUUGCGGUGAAGAAAGCUGAGCAAGAAUGCCAUAUGCUUUCUGAGGAAGGUCAAAGGGGACUUAGAAAUUUACGUGUUGACUUUGAAAGGGGUGGAAUUCAUCUUUUCCCUGAGAAACUAGAUCGAAUGAACACGCUAAAUAUUGAAAUUUCUCACCUAUGCAGAGAGUACUGUGAAAAUAUUGUCAUGGACCCAGGAGCUGUUGAUAUAUAUCCAUCAUCUCGCAUCCCCAAGAAUUUGCAUUAUCUUGUAAAGCCUAUCUAUCGUUCAGAAUCUUUAAUAACCAAGGGUUUAUCGGGGUCCAGGGACACCGUUAAAGAGAGAGGAUUUCGGAUUACGACAGAUCCACAAACUCUUAGUUCUCUACUACAAUUUUCAUCAGAUGAUGAGGUUAGGAAAAUGGUAUAUAUUCAAGGAAAUUCUGUGCCACAUGCAAAUGUUGAUGUCCUCAGGAGGCUUAUAUCUGCCCGACAUGAAUUAGCUCAGAUAAUGGGGUGUAGAUCUUAUGCUGAAUUUUCUGUAAAGCCUAACAUGGCUUCAUCACCAAAAGUUGUAAUGUCAUUUCUACUCGAAAUGAACAAGAUGGUCCAGGCUAAGAUUAUAGAGGAGCAUAAGAUACUUAUGAACUUCAAGAGAGAGAAUUGUGGUCACAGUGAUGGAAAUUUAAGGCCAUGGGAUGAGGCCUAUUACAUGACAACGAUGAAGUCCUCUGCAUAUAAAUUGGAUUCUUCGAUUGUAGGUUCAUAUUUUUCUCUCUCAAACUGUAUUGAGGGUUUGAAGGUGCUGGUGCAGUCAUUGUUUGGUGCAACCUUUCACAGCAUCCCUUUAGCACCUGGUGAAUCUUGGGAUCCGCAAGUGCUUAAACUGUCUCUUCAUCAUCCUGAUGAGGGUGACUUAGGAUAUCUCUACCUCGAUCUGUACUCUAGAAAGGGAAAGUAUCCUGGCUGUGCUCACUUUGCAAUUAAAGGGGGUCGCAGGAUUUCUCAAUCAGAAUACCAACUUCCAAUUGUUGCUCUUGUUUGUAACUUUUCGGGUUCUCGGAAUCCAUCAGCUGUAAGGCUUAGUCAUUCAGAAGUAGAAACUCUAUUUCAUGAGUUUGGACAUGCUCUUCAUUCACUGCUUUCAAGAACGGACUACCAGCAUUUUUCAGGCACCAGAGCUGUUCUUGAUUUUGCAGAAAUACCAUCCAACCUCUUUGAAUACUAUGCAUGGGAUCAUCGAGUUUUGAAAAAAUUUGCUAGACACUAUUCAACUGGAGAAGAAAUCCCUCCGAAGUUGGUUGAGUCAAUGAAGGGUGCCAGAGAUAUGUUUGCUGCAACUGAACUGCAACGUCAGAUCUUCUAUGCUAUUGUCGACCAAACACUUUUUGGAGAGCAGCCACUCCCUCACAGUGAUAUUAGUUCUGUUGUUGCAGAACUGAAAAGAGAGCACACCAAUUUUGAACAUGUGGAAGGCACACAUUGGGAGACCCGAUUUAGUCAUCUACUUAAUUAUGGUGCAGGUUAUUAUAGCUAUUUGUAUGCCAAGUGUUUUGCUGCAACCAUAUGGAAGAGGCUGUGCCAGGAGGAUCCACUUUCACCAGAUACAGGAUUUGCUCUAAGAAAAAAAUUCUUACAGCAUGGAGGAGCCAGAGAACCAACUACUUUGUUAAGUGAUCUAGCAGGAGACGGGAUAUAUAGGUAUUAUGAUGGAGGGAUAAUGCCUGAUAUUUCAAGUCUUUGUGAUGAAAUGAAACUGGUUGAAGAAUAUCAGCAGAAGGUUCAUUUGUUGUGAUUUUUAAAGAUACAGGACUUGACGCAAACAGCACCCACCAUAUUGUGCACGUGGGCACAUAGCAAAUAGUACACCAUUCAAACUAUGCUGAUAAAUUUUGUUAGAAUUUGUUUAGGUUCUCUAUCUGUCUCUCUUUACACGACCCUGUCCCUAUCAUACGAAAUACUUAGAGGAUCCAUUUUUGGUGCAAGGCACAAUUUCACGUGUCAUUUACACAUGCACUCACAUUCAAAGAAAUGAAAUGAAAGAACAUAUCUACACAGUACUGUCUAAAACACGCUGGACUGUAUGCUUGUAGAUAUCUUAAAGAAUCAA